AUGGCUCUUUUCUUUCGAAGACGCUUGGCAGCCCUCGACCUGGACACGAGCGAAUCGUUUGACUGCUUCGAUGCGAUUGGACACGGCCUCUACCAACAGCGCCUCUUCUUUCUCACUUUCGUCUUCUCCUUCCUCGUGCACGUCAACAUACUAGCCUUCUAUCUCAUAUCGGGUGACGUGGACCACUGGUGCCGGCCACCGGCUGACUGGACUAUGUCCGUCGCCGCCUGGAGGAACUCGGCCAUUCCUUUGGAGGCGGACGGCAGUCCCAGCCAGUGCACCGUCUACAAGAAUCCGGGCGACCCGAACGACACCGAAGUGGUCGCUUGCGACCGCUGGGACUACGAUCCGAAGAACGAGAAAAGGACCAUCGUGAGCGCCUGGAACCUGGUAUGCCACCGGCGACCUCUGAUCGCGGUCAUACAGCUCGUGUCCCUCGCCGGUUCCGUCGUGUUGCCCAGCAUUGCCGGCUACCUGGCGGACUGCGUCGGUCGCCGCCCCGUGCUCCUGAUGUCCGCAGCCAUGCUCAUUGUGGGCACGUGCGGCAGCUGCUUUGCCGACACGUACGUCGUGUACGUGGUGAUGAGGUUUGUCAACUCUGGCUGCGCGGGCGCGGCCGCCCUGGUGUCCUGCAUGCUGGCGUUCGAGGUGACCAGGCACGAGUACCGAACGACAUACACUGUUGCGGUCACACUGAUGGCCGUCUUGCUCUCCGAGCUGUGGGGCGACAUGGUCAGGCAACUCAGCCUCGAAAAGUUUCUGCUCCAAGCGAUCUUCCUGGCGCCCACAGCCGUCGCAUUCAGCACGUUCUGGUUCGCCGACGAGUCUGCACGCUGGCUCAUUUUUAGCAGAAAGAUGACCUCGGCCGAGGCAGUCAUGUUGGUGGCCGCGAAGAUGAACAACGUUCCGCUGCCCACUACGGCCUGUCUGCUGAACAAGCUAAAAGCGGAGGCGCUCAAAUGCGAGGAGCGUCUCAGAACGCCGGCGAUGCGCGGCGAAAACUCGUGGGCGAAUUACAUACCACUACGGGCGCACUUCAUGUUCGUCACAUAUUUCUCUGCCUCAUUCACGUACGUUGUGCUGCUCCAGUCGUCGCUGAAGACACUAGACUCGUGGGCCCGUUGGCUGUCGCUAUCCGCCAACAUGCUGACGACUCUGCUCACAUACACACUCAUAGGUCGGGUAAGGCCGCUGGAACUGCUCAUGCGCAGCUGCGGUCUUCUCGGCGGCCUCGUCUGCCUACUCAGCGUGACCAUCGAGAGCCCGGUGGCGGUGCUCGCCCAGCUGAUCUUCAUCCCAGCCGAGGCCUUCGCACUAGCGAUCAACGUCUUGGCGGGUGUUUCUGUGUGCGAGGUGUUCCCGACUGCCGUACGUGGGACUGCAUUGGGCUGGUCCUUCGGCAUCGGCCGAGUGGGCGGCGUCUGCGCUACGUUCGCAUCGGUGCUGAGGAAUAUCGGUCGCGAGGACGUAUCGUUGGCCAUCGCGGCAUGUAUGAUGUUCCUCUCGCUGGCGGCGCUCAUCUGGAUGCCGGGAAAGAACACGGGCCCCACGAUCAACCUACGAAAGAUCUCCGUCACAUGCAGCCAAAGCCUGGAUCACAUGAAGAUGACGCUGGAGCCGCAAGAUUACCGGAAGCACGACAGGAGCCGAGCCAGCUACGACAGUAGGAAGUCCAACCUUUCGCUCUCGUCUCGAAAGCACAGCGACUUUUGGGACACUUAG
Molecule: messenger RNA, 1722 nt
Organism: Dermacentor silvarum
Lineage: Eukaryota; Metazoa; Arthropoda; Arachnida; Ixodida; Ixodidae
Product: solute carrier family 22 member 7
Exons: 1
Coding region: 1-1722 (573 amino acids)
Biological process (GO): transmembrane transport
Cellular component (GO): membrane
Molecular function (GO): transmembrane transporter activity
Source: RefSeq, a predicted model, not a curated record